GGACGGAACGCAGGAAGUGGGGUAAAUAGACCGGAAGUGAAGCGGCUUGGAGGGACUGGCGGCGGUGGAGGCUGUCGCAUCCCCUGCUCCUUCGCCGGGUGAGGGGGGCAGGGGUGGAGCGCAGACGACCCCUGACCCCUGGACGAAGCCAUGUUGCCUGGCGGGAGGAGGACAGAGACGUCGGGACGUCUCUUUGACCGCGGUGACCCUGAGGAAUUCUUUGCUGACUUACGUGAGAUUGGACAUGGCAGCUUUGGAGCUGUCUACUUCGCGCGGGACGUGAGGAAUGGGGAAGUUGUUGCCAUCAAGAAGAUGUCAUACGGUGGGAAGCAGUCCAAUGAGAGGUGGCAGGACAUCGUGAAGGAGGUGAAGUUCCUGCGACUGCUCCAGCACCCCAACACCAUCGCCUUCCGGGGCUGCUACCUCCGGGAGCACACUGCCUGGCUGGUGAUGGAGUACUGUCUGGGAUCAGUGUCGGACCUGCUGGAGGUGCACCGGAAGCCGCUGCAAGAGAUGGAAAUCGCUGCCAUUAUCCAGGGCGCUCUGUACGGACUGGCCUAUCUGCACUCCCAGAACCUUAUCCACAGAGAUGUAAAGGCAGGGAACGUUCUUCUGACUGAACCAGGACAGGUGAAGCUUGCCGAUUUUGGAUCGGCGUCCAUCAUUGCACCUGCCAACUCCUUUGUAGGAACACCAUACUGGAUGGCCCCGGAGGUGAUCUUGGCCAUGGACGAAGGCCAGUAUGAUGGGAAAGUGGACGUGUGGUCUCUGGGCAUUACCUGCAUUGAAUUGGCGGAGAAGAAGCCCCCACUGUUUAACAUGAAUGCAAUGAGCGCCCUGUACCACAUCGCCCAGAGCCAGGCUCCUCGUCUGCAGUCUGACCACUGGUCAGCUCCGUUCCAGAGCUUCGUGGAUUCCUGCCUGCAGAAGGUCCCUCAGGAUCGCCCCAGCUCAGAACAGCUGCUCAAGCACACCUUCAUAGAGAGGGAGCGCCCCCUCUUUGUGAUUGAGGAGCUGCUACAGAGAACCAAGGCUGCAGUGAGGGAGAUGGAGACUCCCGAGCACCGGCGGCUGAAGAAGCUCCUGUUCCAGGAAGUGCUCGACACGCCUGAAGAGGAAGAGGAGGAGGAGGAAGAUGAGGAGGACGAGGAGCCAGACCCCAGCACGGGACAGUCGGACACGAUGACCAGCAUGGGGGUCAGCCCUGAUGUUGACAGCAGCGUCAGCAAUCUGCCAGAAGGCUGGGACCAGAGCUCGGAUAGGGGACCACGAGUAGACGAGAACACAGCGCACAAUGACAGCGUUGUCACCCAGUGCCGGACAGAGUCGAACACUUCCCAACGGCCAGACGCCCUGGAAAGCUCUUCUCUGCUACAGCCGGAUGAGGUGGUGGGGCAGGAGGGGAGAGCAGGAGUGGGGAGCUCUCUCCAGCUUCACUCAGAUCAUGCAACAGGGCCGAGGCAUCAGGACUUGAUUCCAACCCAGCUGAGCGACCAAGAGGGACCGCACCAACACCUCCUUUCCAUCUGCCAGGGGGUCGCACCUGAGGGAGUGGAGAGGGUCCUAGUGAACUCCAGUCAGGGGCCAAGGGGUGGGGAGACCAAGGAGGGGGUCCCAGGUGGAUUGGUUGAAGGACUGGAGGGAGGAGUAGAUGUCUGGGAGAAGGAGGGUGUCCCAGGGGAGGUGGAUGAGGGUCGAGAGGGAAGGGAUGCUGUUUGGGAGAAGGAGGGUGUCCCAGGAAGGUCAGAAGAGGAGGAAGAGGGAAGGGAGAGGGUCUAUUUGGGGGUGGCACCCUCGGGAAGGUUGGAAGAGAAUGCCCAAGGGAGGAGGGAUGGUUCUCCAGACACCCUGCCCUACUUUGAGCUCCAAUCCUCCCCAUCCCCCUCCACUUCCCCUCCCUCCGCAAACCCUCCCUCCUCAUCCCCUCCCUCUGACCCAUAUGAGGAAGGCCUUGUCCUCCCAGAUCUUGAGGACCCCUCGCUGCUCCCCUCCCCACCCCCCCGGCCCCUCCAACGUCUCUCCCUCCUCCUCCUCGGUCCUCCGCUGGCCCUUCUCUGGGCUGGGCCACCCCUCCUCCUCUUGCUGCCCUCCCUCGCUGCCCUGCUGCUGCUUCUCUCUCCAGCCCUGGACCGACCCGCCUUGGGCUCUCUCUUGGCCAUUGUGGGCUCCUUGCGCCUGCUACUCAGCCUGGGUUCCUGGCUGGGGCCUGGCCUUUUGCUUGGGGUCCUGGGAAGCCUGGGCCUGCUGGGCCUCGGCCUACGGCUUCCCGCUUUCCUGCUGUUGUUCACUUCCUGCGGCCUAGUCUGGGCCUCCUCCUCCUUUGCCCUCACACCACUCCUCUUCAUCCUGCUUGCCCUCCUCCUCCUCACCCUCCAGCUUGUCCCGGGCCUCUUUCCCCAGAAAUAUGGCCUCCUCUUCCGAGGCUUAACCCUCACGCUGCUCUCGGCCUGUUCCUUGGUCUGGGCCUCUUCCUCUUAUUCCUUCACCCUUGCUCUCUUCUGCCUCCUUCUCCUUGCCCUACAGUUUUUCCCAGGUCCUCUACCCCAGAAAUAUUGCCUCCUCCCCCUGGGCUUGCUCACAUCCUCUUCCCUGGCUUGGGCCAUGUCAUCCUCCUCCCUCACCCUCUCCCUUCUCCUCCUCCUUGUCCCUCUCCUCCUCCUCUCCCUCCAGCUCGUCCCUGGCUCCCUCCGGCUGAACUCUCGCCUCCUCCUCCCUGUAGGCCUGUUGCUCUCAGCCUGUACCUUAACCUGGGCCGCUUCUUCCUCCUCACCCUCACUCCUUCUGCUGCCCCUCCUCCUCGCACUCGCCCUCCUCCCUCCGCCACCUCGACCGCCUGUGCCUCGGCAUGGUCUUCGGCUCUGGUUACGCCUGCUGCUGAGACUGCCAGCCCCCGUGUUCCGCGCCGCCCAGCGCUGCGGCCUGGUGCGUGAGAGCAGCCUCUUCAGCCUCUUUCCCAAGGCUGGGAGGGUGCCAGGGGGCAGCCGGCUGCCCCUCCCCUGCCGGAGCCGGGGACAGAAGGAGGGCAUCAGUGGGGUCGCCCAGUUUCCAACUCCUCCAUUGCUUUCCGCUCGCCUCCUUCCCCUUCUCCUUGCCUUGGCCCGCCGGGCCGGUCUAAUGCAGACCCCUCCCACCCCCCGGCCCAGCCGCAUCCCCCGGCUGCUGCCCCGGGGGGAGAGGGGGAGGAAGGGGGUGGGGUGUGGAGGGUGCAGGGGGAGGGGGAGGGGGAGAGGGAAGAGCACUGUACCAAGGGGUGGACAAAGGCGUCCUGCUGUGUGGAUCCCCUGAUGAGAUGUCUCUCUCCACCCCUUGCAACCCCCACACCCCCUGGGAGCCCCGCUCAUAAAGACCUUUACAGAACACUAGUGACUGGGGCAUUCGGGAUUGUGAGGGACAGAGGACGAUGGGUUUGGGAGGGGAUCAGACUCUGUACUCACCCGAUCAUCAGUAAGUUAUUAUUGUUUGUUACUUUUCAUUUGAGGUCAUUUACUCCUCCCCACCUUCUCUCCAGUAUCCCCUCACCUUCCCUUCCCUCUCCCCUCACUUUCCCACUCCCACCUUCCCUCCCC
Hypanus sabinus (Atlantic stingray) is the source of this 3566-nucleotide messenger RNA. Its product is annotated as serine/threonine-protein kinase TAO2-like. Gene Ontology annotation, molecular function: ATP binding; protein kinase activity. The transcript is spliced from 13 exons. Gene Ontology annotation, biological process: protein phosphorylation. Bases 151 to 3285 code for a protein of 1044 amino acids. Lineage: Eukaryota; Metazoa; Chordata; Chondrichthyes; Myliobatiformes; Dasyatidae. The record is from RefSeq and is a predicted model, not a curated record.